Molecule: messenger RNA, 1116 nt
Organism: Cornus florida
Lineage: Eukaryota; Viridiplantae; Streptophyta; Magnoliopsida; Cornales; Cornaceae
Exons: 2
Coding region: 1-1116 (371 amino acids)
Molecular function (GO): RNA-DNA hybrid ribonuclease activity; nucleic acid binding
Source: RefSeq, a predicted model, not a curated record
AUGGCCGAACCUCCAAUUCUAUCCGCUCCAAAACCCGGAGAGGUUUUUAUUAUGUACUUAGCAAUUUCUAGCAUAGCGACAAGUGCAGCAUUGAUUAGAAAGGAAGGAAAGAUUCAACAUCCAGUCUUCUACACAAGUAAGACAAUGACAGAUGCGGAGACACGGUAUAGCAAAGUGGAGAAAAUCAUCAUAGCCUUGGUUUAUGCCAAAAGGAAGCUUCAGCAUUAUUUUGAGUCUCAUAGCAUUGUGGUACUCACCAACUAUCCUAUACGGGGUAUACUCUCUAAGCCAGAUCUAUCUGGGAGAAUUACCAAAUGGGCUAUCGAGCUCAGUUCCUUCGACAUAACUUAUGAGCCGAAGGUGUUGCACAAGGGACAAGCCUUAGCAGACUUUCUUUUAGAAUAUGAAGACACUCCCGAAGAGCCAGAACUCCCUGAACCACAGUGGGAGCUUUGGGUCGAUGGUUCCUCAAACCAAACAAGUGCAGGAGUUGGGGUUGUUAUAUCAACACCCGAAGGCACCAAGUUACAGCAAUCCAUUUGCUUGAAUUUCCCUGCUACAAACAAUGAGGCUGAAUAUGAGGCGUUACUUGCUGGUCUUCGAUUGGCCAACAGCCUUCAGGUACCUCGUGUUGAGAAUGCUGAAGCAGAUCAAUUGGCCACAGCAGCGUCAUCCUCAAAUGAAGAUUUGACUCGGAUUGUGCCAAUUGACGUCUUGGAUGAACCCAGCAUCAACCCUCAGCAAGAAGUAAUGGUGAUUCCGGUCAUUCUGCGAGAACCAUGCUGGAUUGAUCCAUUGGAAGGCUACCUCAAGUAUGGGACUCUUCCAAACCAGAAAAAUGAGGCGCGGAAGCUCAGACUCACUGUAGCUAAAUAUGCCAUCAUCAACGACCAGUUAUACCGGAAAUCAUUUCCAGGUCUUUACCUGAAAUGUUUAAGACGUACUGAGGCUCUUGUGGUAUUGAAACAGAUUCAUGAUGGAGAUUGCGGCAACCAUUCUGGGGGUAGAUCCCUUGCACAUAAGGUUCUAACUCAAGCUACUUCUGGCCGUACUUGGCCCGGAAUGCUGAAGAGUACGCCCGGAGAUGUGAUAAGUGUCAGUGCCACGGUCCAAUGA